AUGGCUCUCGUGUCUCCGAAAACUUUAGAGAAGAGAAAAAGCGCUGGUGGUUAUGAGGGGAAUCCUCGGCAUGCAAAAAGACCACACAUUGCAGCUCCGCAAGUCACGCCAUCUGCGUCUGAUUCGAGGGACGCGCAAUAUUGGAUGGUGCAAUGGCGAAAACCGCAGAUGAAGAAAAACAAAACUUGGGAAGGGGACGGCGUAUUCAUUAUUCGUGAGGGUGCAUGUGAGCUACAGAAUCUUGACGGACAGAAGAUUGCUGGUGCACGUUCAAGCGGGAUCGGAGCAGUUUCUCCUGGAGACGUCCUGAAUUUAGCUGGGAAGGAGAUCGAGAUCGACUAUCCAAUUCCUCGUGAAGACUUCAUUUCCGGGAAGUGUUUCGACGUUGGGGGUGCCGCGCCCGUUGGGUCCGCCGCAUUGACCACUCCAAAGCCUUCCAUGGGCGCUGCAUCGUCGGCCUUCACGCCUUUCAAAUCAAUGAUACCAAAGGUUUCUCUCAAGUCUAACCCACCUCCCAUACCCAACCUGUCCCGCGCGGCAGACAUGCCCCUUCAAUCCCAGGCGACUCGCACGAAUCAUAUGAAAGGAGCCCAUGAUUUGAUACCAGGGGACCCAACUCAGGAUGAAGAGACUCUAUAUUGGACCGUGCAAUGGCGAAAACCUCAGACUCGCAAAAAUAAGUCAUGGGAAGGAGAUGCAUUCGUGUCACAGAAAGGUUGCAUUGUGACCUUCAUUGGAGACGAUGGUGCAAUACUUGGGAAUAUUUAUAAUGCUGGGAAGCUUAGAAAUGGCACCGCUCUUUACAUCGCCGGGAUGGAAAUUGAGGUUGACGCGCGGAUCCCCUGUUUGCCGUUCCAACCGCAUCGACCCUUGCCAGCUGUGUCGAUGUGCGAGGAAGAGACGGAAGAAACCGUGCAGCUUGUGAAGGCUACUUCGACCAAACCGAGAUUUAUUUCACCUAUUAGCAAAGUGAACACACCGAAGACGACGAGUGGAGGCGUGGAUGACAUGGACUUUGUCAAGAGAUUGCAACGAAUGGCACACAUUCCUUUUUAUGGACCGUCUAAGAAAUAUAGUCAGCUACACGAUCCGAAUGCCCCCGAUGCCCUCGUCAUGCCCAGACCUGACAAAGACCACGAAAAAAAGUACAACAAGAAAGGAGCCGAAGUUGUCCCAGUCGUUGUUGAUCCAAUUAUCGCCAAGAAAUUGCGGCCACAUCAACGGGAGGGAGUCAUUUUCAUGUACGAAAGUGUGAUGGGGAUGCGUAAGCAUGACGGGCUAGGUUGUAUUCUGGCGGAUGAAAUGGGUCUUGGGAAAACUAUUCAAACCAUCGCGCUGCUGUGGACUCUUCUGAAACAGAAUCUAUAUGCUGGGCAAGGUCCAGUGGCGGGAAAAGCAUUGAUUGUUUGUCCCGUGUCGUUGCUUUCUAAUUGGAAGAAGGAGAUUCAUAAAUGGCUUGGGAGAGAUCGUAUCGAAGUAAUGCUAGGAGAUAAAGACAUAAGCGUCAUCAAAGGUUUCCAGCGCAGUAAGCAUCAAGUGCUGAUCAUCGGAUAUGAGAGGCUCCGCUCUGUAAUAGAGGAGUUGGCGUACUGCCAUCCCCCUGUUGGACUGAUUAUUUGUGAUGAAGGUCAUCGACUGAAAUCUGCGGGUAGCAAAACGACCAAGAUGUUCGACGUCCUCCGCGUCCCCAGGAGAAUCAUUCUGACUGGCACGCCAGUGCAGAAUAAUCUGGGGGAGUUUCACAGCAUGGCCAACUUCGUAAACCCUGGCCUCUUGGACACCUAUAAAACAUUCAGUAAAAUAUACGAAAUCCCUAUUCUCCGAAGUCGGGCUCCAGAUUGCUCGGAGAAAGAAUAUGAACUUGGGAGUGCUCGUGCGGAGCAUCUUGCACAAAUAUCUCAAUCCUUUGUGCUGCGACGUACUGCUGGGAUUCUUAGUAACUAUCUUCCACCUAAAAACGAGUAUGUGGUGUUCGUCCGGCCCACGAAACUGCAGCUUGCGAUGUUCAAGAAGAUCCUCGUUCCCGAGAGACUUGACGAUCUUAUUAUGACAUCCACUGCAAACUCACUUGCCCUUAUAGGCCGUCUGAAGCAGUUAUGCAACAGCCCUUUGCUGUUACGGCAUCGAACAGAGGAGAAAGAGGAGUUACAAACCACCGCUAACAAUGCUAUUAAGAACGCGCUCGCUUUGAUAUCUGAGUCUGCAAAACAAGAUGAUAUGACUCUUAGUGGCAAAAUGAUGACUUUGCAAAAACUCCUGCGCAUCCUACGAAGAGAUACCGACGAGAAAGUUGUAAUCGUAUCACACUACACUGCAACUCUAAACGUCAUCGAGAAAUUUUGUGUUCGUAAGAAGUAUACGUUUUCCCGACUUGAUGGGUCCACAAAGGUCGAACUUCGUCAGAUGUACGUUGACAAGUUCAACAAGUCUCCCCAAGCGGAAAAGUUUGUCUUCUUGCUUAGUACCAAAGCAGGAGGCGUAGGGCUCAACCUCAUCGGCGCAUCCCGCCUCAUCUUGGUCGACAGCGACUGGAAUCCAUCCCACGAUCUGCAGGCCAUGGCUCGGAUUCAUCGAGACGGACAAAAACGGCCGGUCUUCAUCUACCGUCUCCUCACAUGUGGAACAAUAGAUGAAAAAAUAUUCCAGCGUGCUGUGACGAAGAUGGGUUUGAGCGAAUCGUUGAUGGGUGACACAAGUGGUGCCGAUGGAGGGAAGGGAUCGAAAGGAGAUUCUUUCUCGCAAACCGAGCUGAAAGAUUUGUUCACAAUUCAUCCUGCCGCCCGUUGUCACACCCAUGAGCUUCUGGCAUGUUCCUGUGUCUCUGGAACUUCGGACGGGGCCUUAGAGGAAACUGGAGAAUCUGGAGGGCUUGUGGACGAAGUUGAGGAUAAGAUAGAAGAUUCAGAUGAUGACGACGUGCUCACUGGAUUUGUUCCUGCAUCCCAGUACAAGCCGCCUAAGAAUAAAAUGUCUACCGAUAAGAGUCAGGCUUUAGUUGCUCUUACGGAAUGGACACACGUGAAUGCCCUGAACCCCGCUGCACGGGAGUACAUCCACGACAACGUUCUCCUGAAGGUUAUUUAUAGCCCUGACACCCCGCAAACUGGCGAUGGCAGUCUCGGUGGGGAAACCCCAGGCACGUCAUGCUCCUUAUUGGAUAGCCUUGACAGCGCAAACCUAGAAGAUGAUAGCGGAAGUGUGGCGUUCGUGUUUGAAAAGAUCUCCAAGUCAGAAGCAAUACCAGACACCUCUCCAUGA
Messenger RNA from Cantharellus anzutake, 3258 nucleotides. Its product is annotated as SNF2 family N-terminal domain-containing protein. The coding region runs from base 1 to 3258 and encodes 1085 amino acids. Lineage: Eukaryota; Fungi; Basidiomycota; Agaricomycetes; Cantharellales; Hydnaceae. Gene Ontology annotation, biological process: double-strand break repair via homologous recombination; reciprocal meiotic recombination. The record is from RefSeq and is a predicted model, not a curated record. Gene Ontology annotation, cellular component: nucleus. The transcript is spliced from 28 exons. Gene Ontology annotation, molecular function: ATP-dependent chromatin remodeler activity; ATP binding; DNA translocase activity.